Molecule: messenger RNA, 391 nt
Organism: Meloidogyne enterolobii
Lineage: Eukaryota; Metazoa; Nematoda; Chromadorea; Rhabditida; Meloidogynidae
Source: the annotation of a GenBank genome assembly
GAUGGUAUCGGAGGGCAAAUCAUAUGUAAACAGUUGCAAAUGCAAUACUCGUAAAGAGGCUAAUUGUGCACAUUAUUUGUCAAAUUGGCUGAUUGAAAACGGUAAACUUUCAGCAAAUCCAUCUGGUGCAACAGCAACCUGCUCUGAGGGACGAGUAUUGCGUGCCAAGGAUUUUGCGACGGGAGCUGGAAGUAAUUCUGUUGGAUUCGGGAAUAUAUUCAAAGACGAGAUGGGGUUGUCUAUGAGCCUUACUCCGCCCACAGGCAAUUGUUUCAUUUACUGCGAGCGUGGUGGGCAAGGACAUGUUUACUAUGGAACUAAGUCUAAUUGUGUUGCUGGAACGGGGAGCGGUGAAUAUUUUGGGAUGACAUACUAUCAAUAUUAUACUUAA